Messenger RNA from Nestor notabilis (Kea), 288 nucleotides. Its product is annotated as cathelicidin-3-like. The transcript has 3 exons. The annotation marks the transcript as partial. The record is from RefSeq and is a predicted model, not a curated record. NCBI's taxonomy places the organism in Eukaryota, Metazoa, Chordata, Aves, Psittaciformes, Psittacidae.
GACAUCCAGCUCAGCUCCCUGCAGCACCUCAACUUCACCAUCAUGGAGACGCAAUGCCCAGUGUGCUCGAGAAUCCACCCCCAUGCCUGCAAGUUUAAGGAGGACGGGCUCGUCAAGGACUGCUCCGCACCCGUGCCCCAGCGUGGCAGGUGCAGGUCCGUGCUUGGUGUCACCUGCAUAGACUCCACCACGGACCCUAUCAGGGUAAAGUGCUUCUGGCCACUGCUGGUUACAGCCAUCAAGAUGGUGGCUGCUGGUGUUGGCAUCUUCAAGGCCUUCAAUGGAUGA